CCGCCAUCCAACCAGAAGGAAGCACCAGGGCUGGGAUAUACGGAACAAUCGCCACAUGUUCCAACCCCCAACCUGGAGGACCAGGAGACUGUGUUCGUCAGACCUCUAACCAUUGACCAACCUGGUAUUGGAGACUCUUGUCGCGGGACACUCUCCAGUAUAGCUCAAUGGAUCGCUGAGGUGCGCAAACCGUCACACCACGGUAAGGUCCAGUCUCUUCGUGACGGAGAGAGCUUGCGAUCCGACCGUGAAGUAUGGUGGACACAGAAAGUCAAAGAAAUGGAAGAGGCCCAGAAAGCCGGUAAUGCCCGGCGAUUAUUUCAGUUGAUCCGUGCGACCGGUCCCCGGAAACCACCUGUGAGUGAAAGCAUCAAACAUCAGAAUGGAACGACCAUCUCUAAUAAGGAGGAACGCCUUGACCGGCUCUCGUGCAACCUUCGGGUGGCAUGGCAUCUAGGCACCGAAAAGGUGCUACAGCUGAACGACACGAGCAAUUAUAUAACAAGGAGUAGACCCAGUCUAAUAAAAAAUUAUUAG
Molecule: messenger RNA, 537 nt
Organism: Opisthorchis viverrini
Lineage: Eukaryota; Metazoa; Platyhelminthes; Trematoda; Opisthorchiida; Opisthorchiidae
Exons: 3
Source: RefSeq, a predicted model, not a curated record